Messenger RNA from Lachancea lanzarotensis, 1782 nucleotides. RefSeq names its product LALA0S02e09384g1_1 (gene RAD61). The record is from RefSeq and is a predicted model, not a curated record. NCBI's taxonomy places the organism in Eukaryota, Fungi, Ascomycota, Saccharomycetes, Saccharomycetales, Saccharomycetaceae. The coding region runs from base 1 to 1782 and encodes 593 amino acids. The transcript has a single exon.
AUGAAGACCUACGGCAGGCUGGGUAGGUCCAAAUGGACGCGACGGGACGAAGAAACACAUUGUGCAAGUUUCAGCGAAGACGAAGCUCUUUCAGAGUCAUUUGAAAGCGAAGACUGCGGCGAUUUCAUAACUCCAAAAACAAGUAUCGACUUGACAGCGGAAAUCAGGGAUUCAAAAGCCGUGAACAACCCAGAUCAACGCCAGACGUUGCCAAACACGUUGCAACCGGAACUGCUCGAUUUUCUGGAUCAACCAGUGCUAAAAAAACGUAAGAAAACGCUUCAUCCAAAACCUUACGCGAUUUACGAAGAUGCAGAUGAGCCCGAUUGCGAGGUUUCGCAGACUUUCCUUUCGAGUCAAGCCGAGAAAAGUUUCCAAAGCACCAUUGAUGAAGCUAACACCAUGUUGUCGCAGCUGGGAGAAUCGCAAAUGGAUCCUACAAAAGAGAACGCGUUUGCUGCACUUGAAGAACCGUCUGAGGUGUGGACCGCUACCGAUCUAGCGUCAAAAAAAUUGUACGGCAAGACUCGAACCAUUGUGCAAAACGCUAAUGACGAUGACAUCGACGACGAUAUCGGCAUUGUUGAAGCACUGCCGGAAAGUGAACGCACGUAUUUAGAUGACGAGAUAGAUGGUUCGCAGUCACAGUCUACGCAGCAUUUCAACCACCUCCGCGACAUGGGGGAAGCUUUGAAGUACCAGGAUGAAUUGGAAUUUUUUUUGCAUGAAAAUUCGAAGACUAACUCUGAUACCAAAAUUGCUAGCCUGCUUGGCUUGGCUUUGAAUAUGCUAAAUGACACUAAGAUGCUAGACUAUGCAGUGAAGCAGAGUCAAUUGGAAAUCUGGGAAUGGUGCACGGGUCUGUGUGCAAAUUCCAAUGAUUUAAUUUUGCACGUUUGUUCUUUCAUCCUCAACGCAGUCGCUGUGAACCCUAAAAACAUUGCAUCAGGUCAAAUAAACUUUCACGAACUUGUACUCCCACUUUUAAAACAGCUAAGCGUCGUUUCCACCGACGCCUGCACUGAUCACGUCAAAAACAAUUACGAAGAGUUCCUAAAACUUACCGACAGAAAACCAGGCCUAUUCUAUGGACUCAAGCUGUGGAACCUUUGUCUAGACAAAUCGAAGAGUACAGACGACUACAAUGCUUCGGAUACUAUUUUACAAGCGUUGAAAAAUAGUCAAUCGUACGCCAGUGAUGCAUUCGUUAUUGCCCUGAAAGUUCUUACCAAAAGCACAAUGCAUCAGAAGUCUCGAUCGGAAUGGCUCAAGGCACUAACACCAUUUUGUUGCUCGCAGGCGACCAACCAAGACCUCGUAAAAGUUCUCGUGAGAUUAACGAAUGAUGCAUUUGAAAUAUGUGAUGGAAUGGCAGAUGUGUUACAUUGUUCCCUUGCUUUCACCCUCACUAACUCUGCCCUUCUACUGCAACACGGUCAAGGAGAUUUGAUUGAGGUUUUCGUAUUGCACUUGGGAUUAUGUUUGAACUUGGCUCAAAUCAAGAGUCUUGUACAAAUUGUGCCCCACAGCACUGUUCAACGGACAUACGAGGUACUGCAGGAAAUCCUCGAAUGUUCUGAGCAGCAUUCACAGCAAGAUUUCAACCAAAAUAUGUUUGUUUUAAUAUGCUGCUAUUUUGCAUGUUCUGGAUGUUUAACGUUUCAGCCGGCUGAGAACGACCAAAUCCAAAUACGAUUGCAGGCAUUUGCUGAAGAGAUCGAACCCUUUAAUAAGAGCAUCCAUACUAACGUACGGCAAGUGCUAGAUGCCAUUUCUGUAUAG